GAUUUAACCAAUAAUCUGUAUGUUUCGUACGUGUUUCGUGCCGUAGUCUGAGCGGUCGAGGGGAGUGUAACAACAAUCGCAGAUUACCGCAAAAAACUGCACAUUUACCAUCCCCACGAUAAUCAACACUGCGUAUUCGCAUCAAUCACAAGAAACACCCGUAUUGAUUCCAUAAGAUGAGCAGUAUGACCGAAAUCGACGAGAAUGUUAUUUCCAUCAAGUCUGAGAACCGCGUCUAUGGUGGCUGUGAGGGUCCUGAUGCAAUGUAUGUAAAGCUGAUCUCUUCAGAUGGGCACGAAUUCAUCGUCAAACGCGAGCACGCGCUUACUUCCGGCACGAUCAAGGCUAUGUUGAGUGGACCUGGACAAUUCGCCGAGAAUGAAGCAAACGAAGUCAACUUUAGAGAAAUUCCGUCACAUGUGUUGCAAAAGGUGUGCAUGUACUUCACGUACAAGGUGCGCUACACUAACAGCUCGACGGAGAUCCCGGAAUUCCCAAUUGCCCCAGAAAUCGCUCUGGAACUGCUGAUGGCUGCUAACUUCUUGGAUUGCUAGGUUAAGCGACGCAACGCACACCGCACGAUAACCGAUAACUCGGAGAUCGACCUUGGCGGGGUUUUAUUUUAUUAUCGCAUAUUGCAAACGUAAAGUCACGAAAUAACCUUGUAGGAUCAAAGACUCACCUUACGUUCGUCUUAAAAGUGAUAUCGAAAGAAAAAUAUGAACGGAAUGUGCGACGGGUGGAUAACUUGAACAAACGUCUGCGGCAAAUAAAUAGGUCCGAUCUGUACAUUUAA
This is a messenger RNA of Dalotia coriaria, 796 nucleotides long. RefSeq names its product elongin-C. Gene Ontology annotation, biological process: ubiquitin-dependent protein catabolic process. Bases 177 to 554 code for a protein of 125 amino acids. The transcript is spliced from 3 exons. Lineage: Eukaryota; Metazoa; Arthropoda; Insecta; Coleoptera; Staphylinidae. Gene Ontology annotation, molecular function: protein-macromolecule adaptor activity. The record is from RefSeq and is a predicted model, not a curated record. Gene Ontology annotation, cellular component: elongin complex.